Heterotrigona itama is the source of this 1927-nucleotide messenger RNA. Lineage: Eukaryota; Metazoa; Arthropoda; Insecta; Hymenoptera; Apidae. The record is from the annotation of a GenBank genome assembly.
ACCUGUAGUGACCGCAUCGUACGGAGUCUUCCCAUUACUAUUAACUGUAUCCAUAUGUGCUCCUGCUUCUAUAAGAUCCAUAAUAAUGGAAUGAAGAGUCAUAAAAUCACUGAAUAUUUUUCAUUAAAAAAACUACUUAAUAAAAUAGUAACAGUACAGUUAACUGUACCUAAUAGGUUCCCUAUAGCUAACAAUAACAUGCAAUGGUGUAUUCCUUUCAUUGUCCAUUGCAUUUACAUCAGCACCACAACAUAUAAAUAUUCUACAACUUCAGCCCUAGUUCUCUCUGCUGCUGCUAUUAAUGGUGUCAUCCCACUAAUAUUUUUUGUCAUGUUUGUUCCAUAUUUCAAUAGCUCAGAUACUAUAUUAGUAUGUCCGCGUUCAGCUGCUAAAUGUAAUGCAGUUGUAUCACAAUUUGCUUUCUCAUUUGGAUUCGCACCUUUUUGCAUCAUUAGAGAAUCCUCCAAAGGAAGAAUUAGAAGUACCAGAACUCUUGCCAAUUAUAUUCAAUGGACAUAUUAAUUAUGUCAGUGAUUUUAACGAAUGUGCUAUGAUUUGUGAUGAUCUUAUAACAGAAGUAGAAAAGUCUGAUAGAGAAAUACCAAUAGGAUUUGAUUUGGAAUGGCCCUUUAGUUUUCAAACUGGAUCUGGUAAGACAGCUUUAGCACAAAUUUGUCUAAGUGAAAAGGUCUGUUAUCUAUUGCAUAUAUAUUCGUUUACAAAAUUGCCUGCUGCAUUUGUGAUCCUCUUAAGCCAUCCAAAAGUGAGAUUAGUUGGAGUUAACAUAAAAAACGAUAUUUGGAAGCUAGGAAGAGAUUUUAAAGAGUUUCCAGCUUCUAAAGUUGUGGAAAAUAAUUGUCUUGAUUGUGGUAAAUUUGCCAAUACAGUGUUAAAUAGAUCUUGCCGGUGGAGUUUAGAAAAAUUAACAGAAUAUUUACUGAAAAAGAAGAUUAAUAAGGACCCGAAAGUGAGAAAAAGUAAAUGGCAUAUGCAUCCGUUGAAUGAGGAGCAAAAGCUUUAUGCUGCAACAGAUGCUUAUGUGUAAAUUAAGUUACAGUUCUGGACUUAAGUUACAAAAGAUAUUAUCUAAUCAGCAUUACCAAAAGCUGGCAAAUGAUAAUUGCAAUACAUUAAUAUUGCUUGAGCAUGAUCCAGUAUAUACAGUUGGAAUUAGAGAUAAAGAUUAUACAAUAAAAGAUGAAGAGAGAUUAAAAAGUUUAGGCGCAGAAUUUUUCAGAACAAAUCGAGGUGGCCUUAUAACUUUCCAUGGACCUGGACAAUUAGUGGCAUAUCCCGUAUUAAAUUUGAAGCAGUUUAAAACCAGCAUUAAAUGGUAUAUCUGCCAAAUAGAGGAAAUGAUUAUUCGUUUAUGUGCAGAAUUUGGCAUUAAAGGUGAAACAUCCCCAGAUACCGGUGUAUGGGUAAAUAAUAGAAAAAUUUGUGCCAUUGGUGUUCAUGGAAGUCGUUAUAUAACGACACAUGGUUUAGCUCUAAAUUGUAAUACAGACUUAAGUUGGUUUAAUCAUAUUGUACCUUGUGGUAUCAAAGGAAAAGGUGUAACAAGUAUUAGUCAAGAACUUAAUGCAAAUUUAACUAUUCAGGAUGUGCUACCGCUGUUUCACAAUGCUUUUAAAGAUCAGUUUCAAUGUACAUUAAUUGAAUACUCAGUAGUAGAAUCUUAUCAAUUGUUCAAACUUCUUAAUGAUGAUAAGUGUGUGCAAAAAACUUGAAAAAAGAUGGAAUGUAAUAAUUAUAAUAAAUUUAUAUAUAUUUUUAAUGUUUUAUAUAUUUGUUUAAAAUAUUAAUUUGUAUAAUACACGAGUGUUUUGACUCAAAUUCAACGAGAAAUUAAAAAAUUCAGGAAACUGUUUCAAUCUGUUGAGAAUUUAUAAAUCUCUAUACAUUUCAUAGAUUAAAAGAAAUAUAA